Messenger RNA from Monosiga brevicollis MX1, 4710 nucleotides. RefSeq lists its product as uncharacterized. The coding region runs from base 1 to 4710 and encodes 1569 amino acids. The transcript has 6 exons. Lineage: Eukaryota; Choanoflagellata; Craspedida; Salpingoecidae. The record is from RefSeq and is a predicted model, not a curated record.
AUGGACCCUCAAGCCGACCAAGCACAGAGCCACAAGGGUUCAGAGCCCCAGGCAAACUCCAACGCCAGCUCACCAAGCCGGGAUAAAUCACCACCCCGCUCGCGCACCCCCAUCUCCAGGGAAGCCCUUCGCCUCAGGGACGAAAGCUUUGAGGAGUCAUCCGUGGGUCUUGGUCAAAUGUCGCCCUCCAUCCAACGUUUCGCCAGCUCCAUGUCCGAUGAAAACUUGUCCGACGGUAUCCCGGAACGCGAACACGAACACGAACACGAACGCGAGCUCGAGCAUGGCCAGCACAGCCAGCACGACCCCGAUGAGCCCAACCCUGUCGAUCUUGGCUCCAACGUACUCUCAAGUGCCACCGAGCGGCGACAUGUCCUCCAGCAUGCCCGCACCAGCCCCCCGGCCACCCCACUCGAGCUUGGCACCCGCGCCCUCUUGGACAAGAACUCUGCUUGUAUUCUUCGAUUUGUGGGCACCGUGGACAGCUUCCAAGGUACCAUGUACGGCGUCGAGCUCCUUGAUGCCAAAGGCAAUACUGAUGGCCAAUUCGAAAGCGAUGGUUCACAGGGCCUUCGUGAGCCACAAGGGCGUACUCGAGCCAAGUCUGACGUGGCCAUUCCCAGAGCCUCACUGAUGACCGUUGAAGAAACAGAGGAUCGCCGUGCCUCACUGGGGGACCUUAGCUGCUCGACCUCACAAGACUAUUACGGCAAUGUCAAGGCGGUGCCCAGCAUUGUGCUUACUGGCGCCGGCGGCGAGGAUUCGGUUUUGGUGGACGGCAAAGCUUGUGGAAGCACCAUCGGCGACGAGGAUACUGCCCGCUCCGCUGGUGGCUCUCCGCCCCGGUCUUCUCCCAAACAUUCCGAGACCAAGACACCAAUACACCACCACUCCUCGCCGCGACACACCCAUUCGUCACCAGGCAACAGUGUGCCCACAUCGCCUGAUAAGUCGCCUCAAAGGAACAACGCUCAGAUUCCUAGCCGUGCCACGCCCCCAAGUCAUGCAGCCCGUUUGCGAGAUCAAGAAGUCAAAGGUCCCCUGCAAGCCAUUCUACGGCAACUGUCAGAAGCGAGUCGCUUGCCUUACUCCCCAUCCAGCUCCGACGGCGCUGAGACACUCGAUGGGUUGCAGUUUCUGGUCGAUGACUUGGUUCAGCAGCGAGACGACGCGCUCAGUCGAGCCGAAGUCUUGACCAAUCAGGCAGUUGACAAGGCCGUGCAAAUUGCCAAUCUUACACGCAGCCACCAAGAGCUCACCAACAACUUGGAUAGCCAUCUCAAGCAUCUGAAGCAAGUCGAAGCCUCGGUUGUUGAGAAGGACGAAGACCUUCGCCUCUGCAAGGAGCACAUUACUGUUUUGGAGGACAAGCUUGGCGCUCUUGACUCUGAAGGCAAGACGUUCUCAGCCCCCCCGCCGGCUCGCUAUCAACGUGAACUGGACGCACAGGCUUCGCACAUCUCCAAGUUGCGCAUGGAGAACGAGGAGUUGAGGAAAGAACUCGAGGCUGCCAAAAAUCUGACCCAGAAGGUGGACAAUCCCUUGCGCCCAGAACUUGAGGCAGCUCAGCAAACAAUCCUAAGCCUUGAAUCUCAGCUCGAGCAAGUCCGGUCUGUGUCUUCCUCGCAGUAUGCAGAUCGCCUGCGCCAGGAAAAUGACCGCCUGCGACGACGACUGGCCGCGCUCGAGACGGGAAACGCCACUGCUAACCAGCCGGCAUCAUCGAUCACUUUACCAGACACAGAAGACCGCGCCACUUCUUCACCCCACCCCUCCAAACAGGGCGCGUCCGACCCUGCUGCCGUCGCGGCGCGUGCAAUGUCUCCAACGCAUAGCACGCCCUUGCGCAGUGUAACCUCUUCACGACCCCGGCCGUUUAUGUCGCCUGCGCUCAUGCGCAUGGAGAAGGUGCUCAAUGAUUCGAUUGAGAAAUCACUGCGCACCGAGUAUGGUAUUCGUCAGCGUCGCGCCGAGCUGAGUCAAAGCGGUGCAAGCGCGGUGGCCUCGCCCAACGUGACGCGAAAUACGGCGGAUGGGUCCAGUCCAUUUCAAACACCGGUCGGGGUUAGCGCUGGGUCACCGCACUUUUCGACUGGGGCGAACGGUGCUGCAAGUGCCACUGGCGAAGCUGCAUUGCGACAGCGUUUGCAGGAGGUCGAAGCACGCAACCGACACAUGGAGCGCGAGCUAAUGCAGAUGCGCCUCGAGCGUGCAGCUGAGCAUGCAAGUCUAUCAGUGACCGCAACAGGUUCCAAAACCGAGGGCAAGGAUGACUCGUCUAACGAGCCCCUCAAGGCUCAGUCAAGCGGUGAUGAUCGCAGCAUGGACCAGAACGAUGAUUCUGUUCUUCAGCAGGUGCGGGGGUUUCGGCGUCACUCUCCGGGCUCUGGUCGCCCGACCGAGGUGCUACCAGGUGCACCGGCCCAUCAAACGUCGACAACCGGUCCAGACAUGGAUGCGGCCGUUCAGGACACCGUCUCACACGGCACCGCUUCCAUGCCCAAUCAAAGUCAGGGGGCUUCCUUGACCAUCGAAAAGUUGGCACAGCUCGAAUCUCAGGUGGACAUGAUCUCGGAUCAGGCAUCUGACAAGCCGUCCAAUAUCAAUGGUUGGGCUUCUGAUGUCGCGCGAUCGCGGGCGGAUUCGGAUGAUGUUCGUCCCACUGGCAUGGAUGAGGAUGAGACCAACGCUGGCGAAAGCUCGCGCAGUGGCUCCAUAGACAUUCGGGCAGCUCGCGAGUCCCAUGGCUCCCUGGGAUCAGCUGGGCGCAGUCGCCUGGGCUCCAACCAUCGCUUCAGCGGUUCGCUGCUUGUGGAUCGCAAAAUUAGUCAAGACAACGCCUCCACUGAUUCAGAGGGUGCGGCUAGCUACGUCCGGGACGAUGAGGACACCGAGGACGAUAUGGAGAAACGGCAGCGCUCGUCCUUUGUUGAUCUAAACGAUCCCGAUGCCUACUUUGAGAGUGAGACUGAGGAGUCCGAGGACGAUAAAAUGCACACACGCACGCUCGAGUUGCUCGCUCAGUUUCACCAGCCGGCUUCUCUGGACGUGCUUGGCCUGGACGGUGCCAACAGUGUAACGCGUAGCGCCCUGGGUGUAGAUGACGCAAGCGUGACGAGUUUGUCUCGCACGAACAGCGACGCUAUUGAUACCCUCUCAGUUCGGUCAAGCAGUGGCCGCCCCAGCUUGCUGGUGGAUGAGGCUUCGCUUGCCUCACGUCGGAGCUCUCUUGAGAGCGUUCUUUCCUUGCAUGGUGUUGCACACUUGCACGACAUGGUUUGCAAGUGCCCCCGGCGUCCAGGGGACUGUCCGCGCCUGCAGGCGCUGCUCACACAACCCGGCGAACAGGAUCGGCUGCAUCGACAAAUCUGUCGCCUCAAACACGUUGCUACUGACUGCCCGACGAUGCAAUCCAUAUUGCAGAGCAUGGAUAUUGCCAUCGCACCAAGCCCAGCUGGGGCCACAGAGACGACGAGCAGCCCAUUGGUCAACAACGUGUCUGUGCACGGGCGUAGCCGCCCAAGUCCUUCUGUGGCUCGGCGCCAACACAGCUUGGCAGAGUCAGGCACCGGGCCGGACACGGAGCCGGGUAACCUGCUCAGAGCCGGUCAGCCUGAUGAUGAUGACGAGGACGGCAUUACUCCAACUGGCACUCCAACGGGGACGCCUACUCGAGGCAGCUUUAGUACCGGUGCCGGUGGUGCCACUCCCGUCCAUACAAAGCGCGAUGAUGUCGACUUUGAGGACGACGAGGACACGGACGAAGAAGAGGCCAAUCGCGAAGCCCUCUUGGCAUUGCAAUCUCGAUCGGGCAAGGGCCGCAGCCGUAUCCUUGGCCCGACAAAGACCAACAACUCAGCGACAGGCUCUUCUUUCGGACUGGCAGGUGAGGAGUCGGAGACAGAGUCGGAGAGCAGUCACGCAAUCGGCUUGUCGCGGCUUCGCCAGCUCAGGUCCUCUGGUAUGAACUUUUCUGAAGCAUCUUCUGUGAUGGAGCAUCAUCACGAGGAAUCGGAGGAAUCAGGCUCGGAAUCGGAUGCAGGCGACCGCCUCACUGAGCUUCAGCGCCUCAGCAAAAUUCAACUUCGACGCCAAGACUCGGCCACCACUGUCAACAGUGUGCAAACCGACGCAUCAAAAUCGACCGACCUGCCGCUGUCGCCCGAGCCACUGCGAGCCAAUCGCCCAACUUGGUGGGAGCGGGCGCUGACUAAAAGCAAGGAGCGUAACCUACAGAAAGCCCUGACUGGUGAAGGUAAUGACACCGUUGAUAACUCUGAAUCUUCGCCCCGUCUCUCUCGUUUUCGGUCAAUCCAUGAUUACAACUCCGAGUCGGAGCAGAUGAGUGAACCUGAGGAGUUGGAGGAUGAUGGCGGUGCUGAAUUGCUACGCCGGGCAGCGGCUGGGCCAAUGCGCCGUUCCAGCUCUCGCUCUUCAAAUGUGGGCACGAAGCCUGGUGCUGCAGGCGAGGGGACUGGUAAAGGCAAGCAGGGGUCUCAAGACGCAUCUGCGGGUCCGGCCACCACCACCGCUGCUGCUGCUGCUGCGACACCAGCGGUCGUCACACAAAAUGCCGGCCGACUGUUGAGUGCAGCCAAAACGUUGUUUUGGGUGCUAGCGAUUGUAUUGCUAGCCUGCCUGGUGAUUGGUGGCAUUGCAGUUGGCAGUCUGCACUUUGUUAUCCCCCACCUCUACAUUCCUUUUGUCUAA